This is a messenger RNA of Onychostruthus taczanowskii (white-rumped snowfinch), 5850 nucleotides long. It is a transcript of the gene ARHGEF37, whose product is annotated as Rho guanine nucleotide exchange factor 37. The record is from RefSeq and is a predicted model, not a curated record. Bases 471 to 2519 code for a protein of 682 amino acids. The transcript has 13 exons. NCBI's taxonomy places the organism in Eukaryota, Metazoa, Chordata, Aves, Passeriformes, Passeridae. Gene Ontology annotation, molecular function: protein binding; guanyl-nucleotide exchange factor activity. Gene Ontology annotation, cellular component: cytoplasm.
CUGAGGGAAGGAGCUGUCAGGAAGGAGGACAAGCCCAUCCUGCAAGGAACUCGCUGGAGCCAGGCUAUCCUGCCUCUGAAAAACCAGACUGGAAUGGGAAAUAUGCCUGAGGGAACACCCGUGGAGUGAGCUGGCCAGGGAGGAGCUGGGGCUGGGGGUGUUGGUCCUGCCCGAUGGGAUGAAGAUGCUGGGGGAGGAGGGAGCUCUGCCCUGCUGGGAUUCCCUUGUGGUUCCUGUCCUGGAUCAUCCCCAACAUGCUGAUGGAAGCGAAGCAGCUGUGAUGUGUCCCCAUGGCUUUGUUGGACAUGGCAGUAAGAUGGAGCUGAGAACUCCUGCCAUCAGAGCAGUGCCAGCCCACAGGGCCUCUUGCUGCUUCAGAGAGAACCUGGGGAAGGACUGAAGCCCUGCUGCCACCUGCAAGGGAGGAAGGACAUCUGUGUGCCCAAGGCCACAGCCAGUGCCCUGCAGAGAUGGCGAGUGCAGAGCCUGGCGCUGAGGAUGCAGCUGAGGCUGAAGAGGCCGUGUACGAGGCGAUGCCCUGUGACAGGAUGGAGCUGAGCCAGCGGCUGGCCGUGGAGGAGCUCAUCAGCACCGAGGCCAGCUACGUGCACAACAUGCAGCUGUGCGUGUCCGACAUCCGGGCACACCUCCAGGAGAAGCAGCUGCCUGAGCUGGACCUGGAAGGACUCUUCUCUAACACCGACGACAUCCUCCAUGUCUCCAGACGGUUCCUGAAGGGGCUGGAGGCCACGCCUGGCCAGGGGCAGGAGCAACUGCUCUGCAUCAGCACGCUGUUCCAGGAGUUCAAGGAAGAGAUGGAGGCUGUCUACAAGAUCUACUGUGCCAGCUAUGACCACGCCCUGCAGCUGGUGGAGAGCUACCGCAGGGACCCCCGGCUGCAGGAGCAGAUCCUGGACACCCUCAAUGCCACCGUGCCUCACACGGGCGCGUCAGACCUCAGCUUCUUCCUGGUGAUGCCCGUGCAGAGGGUUACCAAGUACCCUCUGCUGCUGGGGAAGAUCCUGGAGAACACCCCGAGCGGUUCCAGUGCCCACUCAGCCCUGCAGGCAGCGGCUCGUGCCAUGGCCCAGGUCAAUGCCAACAUCAACGAGUACAAGCGGCGCCGGGAAGUGGCAACCAAAUACAACAAGGCCGAGCACCUGACGCUGCGGGACCGCCUGGCGCGCCUCAACACCCACUCCAUCGCCAAGAAAACCACGCGCCUCAGCCGGCUCCUCAUGCACGAGGCUGGCAUCGUGGCCAAGACUGAGGACAAGGAAUAUGACAACCUGGAAGAGAAGUUCCAGUGUGUGGCAUCCAGUGUGGCCACGCUGAAGGAGAACAUGGCAUCCUACCUGGGCCACUUAGAGGCGUUCCUGCUGCCCACCCCGCACCAGUGUGACCUGCAGAUGGAGCAGGGACCUGCCCAGCAGCAUCGCCACCUCUCCCAGCUCCUCCAGAGCACCGUUUUCCCCGAGUUUAAGCAGCGUGUGGACAGGCUGGUGUGGCAGCCCCUCUGCAGCCUCUCAGACAUGCUGGAGGGGCCCCAGCAGCUGGUCAAGAAGCGCCUGGACAAGCUGCUGGACUACGAGGAGAUCCAGGAGAGGAAGAGCGAGACGGGCAGCGUGAGCUACGAUGAGGAGGCAGCCAUGAACACCUACCUGGCCAUCAAUGACCUGCUGGUGGCCGAGCUCCCCCGGUUCAACCAGGUGGCUGUGCAGCUCCUGGGGCAGAUCCUGCGCUCCUUCAGCGCCCUGCAGCUGGACUUGGCUGCCCAGGUCCUGCACCAUGCAGAAAAGGAGCUGGAGCAGCUGCCCCAUGGGCACAUGCCCCUGCCCAGCUUCUGGAAGGUGGUGGAGGACAGCCUGCAGCAGUCGGGGGCACAGCUCCGUGCCUUCUGCCAGGCCUUUGACACCGUGGCACCCAGCCCUGGCACACAGCCUCUGACCCCUGCUGAGGAGAGGAAGGUCCUUUCCCUUGUGAGCAAGCACGGCCCAGACAAGCUUUACCAAGUGACCAGCAACAUCAGUGGCAGCAGGGACUUGGACCUGACCUUGCUGAGGGGACAGAUCGUGGCUCUGCUGCAGAGCGCCGACACCAAGGGGAACACGAGCAGGUGGCUGGUGGAUGCUGGAGGUCCCCGAGGGUUUGUUCCUGCUGCAAAACUCCGGCCCUACAGCCCUGUGCAAGUGCAGCAGCCUGUGAUGCAGCUGCUGGGCCUGGACAGUGGCACAGAGACAAGGAGACAUUCCUACGCGUCCCCUGAAGUUCCCAGGCCACAGGUGGCCACCUUCACCCCAACAUUCCAGGUGGUGGCCGGCUUCUCCUUCGCAGCGCGGAGCCCGCAGGAGCUGAGCCUGCAGGCAGGGCAGCCCGUGCUGCUGCUGGAGCCCCACGACAAGAAGGGCAGCACGGAGUGGAGCCUGGUGGAGGUGAACGGCCAGAGGGGCUACGUGCCCUCCAGCUACCUGGUGACCGUCCCCGUGCAGGACCCCGCGGGCUGGAGCCUGCCCGUGUGAGCGUGCCAGCCCCAGCAAGGGCAAGGAUGGGAGCAGCCAGCUUGGCACCUGAGGAAUCCUCACAGGAGAUGCUGGAGGGAGGCAGCCCCCGGCUGGGAAGGUGGUGGGAGGCACCUGGGGGACGUGGCCCAGGGACGUGGGCACGAGGAUGGCACUUGGGAGGCACCUUUUGGUGGGAGGUGUGAGGGUGCCAGGUCCUGUGUGUGUGUUGGCACAAAGCAAAGCAGCACCCGGGAGUGAGGGCAGGUGGCUGCAGUGACCCGGGGAUUUGCUGAAAUCCCUGCAAGUGACAAAUGUGUCUGGGGAGAUGAGGCAGCGUGUCCCUGGUUAGAGCAGGAGUGAGCAGCAGAGGAGCAGAGGGGUCCUCAGCCAGGCUGGGGGCACUGGGACACCUGGGCACAGCACCUGGGCACUGGGGCACUUGGACACUGGCAGAUGGGCACUGGGCACCUGAGAAUUUGGCUAGCUGGGCACCACAGUACCUAAGAAACUGGGCACCUGAGUACCUGAGAAUUUGGCUCCCUGGGCACCUAAGAAUUUGGCUACCUGGGCACCUCAGUACCUGAGAAACUGGGUAGCAGGACACCUAAGAAUUUGGCUCCCUGGGCACCUCGGCACCUGAGAAUUUGUCUCGAGACGUGGGCACCGAGUGCCCGAGCCCCUGGCAGCGCUGGCUGCGGCCGCCAGAGGGAGCCCCGCGCCAGCUCCCGGUGCCCGCCGGGCCCGCGCUGGGAGCGCCGGUGCGGGAGCGCGCGGGCACCGCCCGGCUCCGCUCCGCGCUGCGGGACCGACAUCGCCCCUCCCGGGACCCCCGGGGCCCCCGUCCCCCUGCGUCCCGGGCGGGUUGGCACAGGUCCCAUGGAAGAGGUUUUUGGGACAAUCACUCCGUGUUGGUCCUGAGCCAAGGCUCGCUUUGAGAACGGAGACAGCCCCCUCGCACCAUUCCCGGGGUAUCCGUGCCUCAGUUUCCCCGUGGGUGCGCUGUUAGGAGAUGCUGAGGUGCUGAGGUGGGCAGCCGUGCCGUGGUGCCAGAGGGGACUUAGGAGCGCCCCGGGACUGGCACCACACGCUGCCCAUCCCUCACCGAGGCCAGCGGAGCACCCGGCUGGCGUCGCCGCGGCUGCCCUGGGCUCCUGGCGCUGCCCGCAUCAAAGGUGCCCGUGCCGGCUGGCGAGCGCUGGCACGCCGGGCCCUGCGCCCUGCCCUGCCGUGCCGUGCCGUGCCCGGGGGCAGCAGACUGGGCGGCCACCCACGGGCUCCCCACGGGCUCCCCAGUGCGGGCUGGGCAGCGGGGCAGGGCUGGCACGUCCUCAGCCAACCCUGAGCAGGUGCCAGGCGGGUGGGGACAGCCCCAGGCACUGCCCCGUGUGGGGCUGGGGUCCGGUGUGAGGGGCUCACCCUCCUUUCACCUGUAUACCUGUGGGGUGGCUGGGGGGCAGCCACCUCUGCCCAGGUGCCAUUGAAAUGCCCGAGGAAAUGCUCAGCUACACCAAACCUGGGAGGGGACAGCGGUGCCAGAGCUGGGGACGUGUCCUGGGGAUGCUCCCAGCCUGGGGAAAGGCUGGUGGGCUCCUCAGCAAGGGAAAAUGAGCAGGCUGGGGGACGCGGGUCAUUGAGCAGGGACUGUGUGUCUGUGCUUGCCCACCCAGCCCAGGCCCUGCAGCCACAGGGCUCACCCCUCCAGCUCCCUGCAGGUGGCUCCUCUGGAUUUUUCCAUCCCAUCAGGUCGGCUUUCCCUCCCGAGUCACCUUCCUGCCAGCUCGGUGGGGUGCACAAGCAGUCAGCCCCGUGCCAGCCAUGGCAGCAGUCGGGCAGGUCCUGCUCCACAGCCCUCGGGUGCCUGAGACCCUUUUGGAGGCUGAAAGGUGACGGUGGCACACAGAGUGCUGAGCCAGCUGCUGCCUGGCCCUGAUCUUCCCACUGGAAGGAGAUCUGGGAUGGUCAGGGCUUGGCUGGGCAUCCAGCAGGAAGAGGGCAAUGAGUUCAUGUGGCUCCUCCAGCCUGUGGGUGCCAAGGGCUGAGCUGGGCUCUGCAGUUCCCCGCAGCCCUGCUGCCAGCCUCGAUGGCCAGGGGACCUUUCCCAGGGGUCUGUCCCCAGGACACGGCCUGGUACUUGGCUGCAGGACGUGGGUGCCUGCAUCCCUCCCUUCUCCCUGAAUUCACCCAAACUCACGGCGCUGCUGCUGCCCUGAGCCUGGAAGUGCCCUCUUGGAGUCACGGGAGGGCACGGGGCUCUUCCAGCCCAAACAUGAGGGGGGAUAAAGGGCACAAGUGUGCCUUUAAAUAGCCUGUCAAGGACAGGCUCUCCCGGGAGGAAUGCUCUGGCUGGCCCGGUGGAACAUGCCUGCGGCCGGGGGCACGGGGGGACAGCUGGGCAGGGCCGGCUGCUCGCCAGGAGCCCGGGUCAAGGUUAGGCACGGCCCUGGCCCGCUGCCACCGUGCCAUGGCUUGGCACGGGGAAACAGAGCCGUGCAAACAGGGAAAUGUAUGCCAGGCCAGGGGUUUGCCGUGCCCGGGGCUGAUCGGGAGGUGGCAGUGGAGCCAGGCUGCCCGCGACCUGCCCGCCAGCCCGGCCGCAAUUUGGCAGCGGCGCUGCCUGGCUGCAGGAGCAGCUCCGGGGCAGCUCCGCCUGUCCCAGAGCGGCUGCUGCGCUCCUGUCCGGGCUGAUUCAUAUCCUGGACGUGCAGGCAUUUGGAUAUUGUCCACCCGCGGGGUGUGACAGUGUGUGGCUGUGUCCCCAGGGCGCGGGUGCCAGCCCGGCCACGUGCCGGGAGCAGCUCUGUGAGCCUGCUGCUCCCUGGUGACACAUCCCAGGUGAGAUCCCGGGAUACCAGGAGGAUGGCUGAGUGCCCAGGUGUCCAUGUGCCCAUCGGCUCUGCUGGGGCACCCCGGGGGCAGGGAGGUGUGAGAAAAAGCAACUGCCACAAGCCCCAAGCCCAGGCUCCCAAUCCCAGAGCCAUCCCCUCACCACGGGGUGCUGAAAGGGCAAAAAGAGCCAGGAGGAGCAGGAUGGCUGCCCUGGGCUGAAGGGCACGGAGUUGCCCACGCUGCCAGGCUGAGCUGGCUCCCAGCAGAGGCAGCCUGCGCUGCAAUGUUCCCUGCCACCUGCCCAUGGUGGCCCACGAGGAGCAGCCCGAGCCCCGGCCACCCUCGCUGGCCCCUCACAUGCCCACCGGGAGCAGCGUGGCCCGAGGAAGGGCUGAGCCCACGGAGAGCGAGCCCGGGGCUGCGGAGCAGGAGAGGAGCCGUGAACAGCAGCGCUCGCUCCAGGCUGGUGCAGCUGGCACCUGAAUUGUCUAAUAAAGUGUGAAAUUGCUUUCAUGCUCUGCUA